Molecule: messenger RNA, 2439 nt
Organism: Xenopus tropicalis (tropical clawed frog)
Lineage: Eukaryota; Metazoa; Chordata; Amphibia; Anura; Pipidae
Gene: ovos5j
Product: ovostatin 5J
Exons: 17
Coding region: 413-2032 (539 amino acids)
Molecular function (GO): endopeptidase inhibitor activity
Source: RefSeq, a predicted model, not a curated record
UGGAGCCCACUCCAUUGUAACUUCAACCUCUUCCUAAACUUCUGGUUUCACUGUGUGUCCCUAUCGCUCUUACUAACUGUCGCUCAGACCCGUUGCCUCUUUCUUUCCAGUUCAGUUUCGGGUGAUAUCGUUAGAUUCCCAGUUCCGGCCGGUGAACGAGGAGUAUUCUACAGUGAAUAUAAUUGGUCCAUCUGGUACUCCCCUGGCUGAGUGGCACAACCUGACAGCAGAACAUGGAGUGGUGCCCUUGGACUUCCCACUGCCAAAUGAUGCUCCUUUAGGGUCGUACAAUAUCUUAGUGAGGAAACCAAAGCAUCAUGUGACUGUCAAUCAAUUUAAAGUUAAAGAGUACGAGUUGCCCAGAUUCCAGCUGACUGUGGACGUUCCCAAGGAAAUAUUUAUAAAGAACAACAUGUCGGUCAGUGUCAGUGCCGGAGACCCCAAUGGGCAGGGGGUCCCAGGGCGGCUCAGCGGCAGCCUUUGCACCAAAUUCGGACUUGUCCAUCCAGGAGACAAUGAUGUUUGUAUCAAUAUCACAGGAGAAACGGAUUCCAGUGGGACGUUUAGCAAAGUACUUAACCUGAACGAACUCCCAUUGGAUUUGAUAGGACAUUAUGUGGAUCAGAAACUCAACAUCACUGUGAAAGAGGAGGCCACAGAAACUUUAGCUCAUUCUCCUAAAGUUACAUUUGACCCUGAAGUUCUGCCGUCGUUGAAGCCGGGGAUUCCUUACGUUGUUGGAAUGACGUUGCGGGACCGUGAGUUGAAGCCCAUGAAGAACGAAGUGAUUGAGCUGCAAAUUGAUUAUAACAACGUCCACAAUCUGACCACCGACGCAGAAGGCAAAGCUCAGUAUGAAAUCGACAUGGCCACAUAUGAACGUCCUUAUCUUUUCAUCACAGCAAAUUAUAAGGAUCCAGGAGAGGAAUCCAGGCCGGAAUGGUUAGAUGAUCCCCUUGAUUAUAUUAUGGCGGAGCGGUUCUACUCUCUCACGGGAAGCUAUAUUCAGGUGGAUUAUCCCCAAAAGGAGCUGAGCUGCGGGAAAACCUAUGACAUCCCAGUGCGUUACUUGCUCAGCCCUGAGGGACUGGGAGGCGGAAUCAGAAACAUCUCUUUUUACUUCCUGAUGGUGUCACGAGGCAAGAUUGUGAGCUCUGGGGAACACUCGGUGGAUGUCAGUGACAAGCUGCCCUGCCUUAGGGCAACGGAACAAGACAAGAAUAUGGAUGUGAACAUAACUCGGUGUGGCAACUUCUCCCUCAGUCUGACUAUGCCUUCCCAGUAUAGCCCCAGAAUCAAUAUUGUGGUAUACAGCAUGCUGCAGGCAGAGGUUAUAACCGGCAUUGCUCAUCUUAACAUGGAGAAGUGCUUGAAACACCAGGUUUCCCUGAGCUUCUCGGCAUCUGAAGGGGCUCCUGGAUCUGAUGUCUACCUGAUGCUAAAAGCCGACCCCGGAUCCCUGUGUGGCCUCCAGAUCAUUGACUCCAGCAUUCUUCUACAUAAUAAUAAGGGGCAAAUCACAGCUGAGGAGUUGGAAUAUGCUCUGUAUAAUCAGGAAAUUGGGUUUAUGCAGAACCAUCUUGUUCCAGAGGAGCCGGAAACACCAUGCAUUGAAGUCAAUGGAUCUGAUUCUGUGUUAUUUUAUAGGGAAGGAUCUGCUUAUUUUGACUUCCAAAACGCUGGCUUAAUUUUUGCUACAAACACAUCCCUGCAGAGACCUUGGAUAUGUGGCGACCUAAGAAGGUCCAGAGGGUAUUUCUUUAGGCAGAGGAUGAUGCUCCAUAACACAAAAUAUAAGAAACAUCAUUACAAUACAUUUGAGGAGCAAUUCCCAAAAGUCACAAAACUGAAAUAUGCUUUCCCUGAAAUCUGGAGUUUCGAUGUGGUCAUGGUUGGUGAGAGCGGCUCAGCAUCUGUAACCCUGCGAGUCCCGGACACCAGCAGCCAAUGGCAAGCUUCCAUGUUCUGUCUUUCAGAGGAGAGUGGACUUGGGAUGACCAAUUAUCCAUCCAACUUCACCUCCACCCUGUAGUAUGCUGAACAACAUGAUUGCUGAAGGGCUUUAUUGAAAAGCCAGAGUUGGGAACCGGGGUUGUUUAUUGAAGUAUAAACAACCCCAUUUAAUAUUAGUGUGGGGGGGUUACUAUAACCUUGGUUAAUUUGCUUGUGUUGGUUAAAUGAAGUUAGGAAUGCUAGAGGCUAUUAAAUCCUUGAACAAAGCUGCAAGCCGUACUGCCCUCGGGGCACAAACAUGGAGCUGGUCAUAUUCCCAUGUUCCCCUGUAUUUCUGCCUUUGGAAUUCUGGGAAUCGUUCUGCCCAUAAGGUGUUAUUCUUUCAUUUCAUGCCUUCUUACCUAGACAUUGGGCAUUCCCUGGGGUCCAGAUCUCUACUGCUGCCGUCAAUGUGUAGCCACCAAUAAAAGCUGAGUAUAAACUGAU